AUCUGUGAAUGUUAUCUCGGUCUAUGGGCGCUGGCAGCAUGCAUCUCCUCUUCCUGCAGUUGCUCGUGCCAUGUCUACUCUUGCCUCUGGGGAAGGCAGGCCGAUGUGUGGAUGGUUGCCAAAGGCAGAGCUCUUUUUCCUUUGUGCUACUAGAAAGGGGUCGCAGAGAUCUCCACAUGGCCAACCAUGAGGACAUGGAAGCCAAGCCAGAUCUGUUUGUGGCAGUACCACACCUCAUAGAUACCAGCCUGGCUGGGGAAGGCCAAAGGCAGAGAGAGAAGAUGCUGUCCAGGCUUGGAAGACUCUGGAAGAAACCCGAGACAGAGCUUCACCCCACAAGGGAGGUGAAAAACAACCGUGUCCCAUCGGGGAUCCAGACCCUCACUCAGCCAGCAGAUGUGAGGAAAGUGGAAAGCUCGCCUCUUCAGGAGGAAGCCAAGAAGUUCUGGCAUCGCUUCAUGUUCAGAAAGGGCCCAUCCUCCCAGGGGGUCAUCUUGCCAAUUAAAAGCCAUGAAGUACACCGGGAGACCUGCAGGACAGUUCCCUUCAACCAGACCAUUGCUCAUGAGGACUGCGAAAAAGUUGUUGUCCAGAACAACCUUUGCUUUGGGAAAUGCGGUUCCAUUCAUUUUCCCGGAGAAGGAGCACAUCCCCACAACCUCUGCUCCCACUGCUCGCCCACCAAAUUCACCACCGUGCGCUUGAGGCUCAACUGUGCUAGCCCUACACCCGUGGUCAAGGUGGUGACGCAUGUAGAAGAAUGCCAGUGCAUGGUGAAGACGGAGCACGGAGAGGGGCACCUCCUAUCGGCUGCCUUCCAGGAUCCUUUCGUUCCUGGAUUUCCAGCUUCAAAAGCAAUCCCCUGA
This is a messenger RNA of Psammomys obesus (fat sand rat), 866 nucleotides long. RefSeq names its product cerberus 1, DAN family BMP antagonist (gene Cer1). Gene Ontology annotation, biological process: determination of heart left/right asymmetry; signal transduction involved in regulation of gene expression. Bases 9 to 866 code for a protein of 285 amino acids. The transcript is spliced from 2 exons. The record is from RefSeq and is a predicted model, not a curated record. Gene Ontology annotation, molecular function: morphogen activity. NCBI's taxonomy places the organism in Eukaryota, Metazoa, Chordata, Mammalia, Rodentia, Muridae.